Messenger RNA from Fraxinus pennsylvanica, 744 nucleotides. Lineage: Eukaryota; Viridiplantae; Streptophyta; Magnoliopsida; Lamiales; Oleaceae. The record is from the annotation of a GenBank genome assembly.
AUGACGAAUUCGAAUGCGAUGAUGAAUCGGUCUUUAACGGUGAUGAACAGGCCAAGUGAAAUUACAAAUAAACCCCUGUACGACCUGUACACCUCUCCGGCUUUACAGCGUAAGGGAUCCAUCAAGAACCUCUAUAAUUCUUCCUUUGGAUCAAUGGUUUCGGCCGGAGUUUCGUUGAAGGGAAAGGUAAAAAAAUUAUGUUCAAUUUUCGAAUCCCCCAAGGAACCCCCAAAUUUACAAUCCCUGCAACCGUCCUCGCCCGGACCUACGAAGUACACAAAAUUGUUGUUGCGACCAGAGUCCAAAUCGUUUGACGAUUAUAUCCCUUCUCCGGUCCCAGACUCUCCAUUCCGGCUCCCAGGCACGGAGGACAGAGUUGUCAUUUACUCUACCAGCCUCCGUGGUAUAAGAAGAACAUUCCAGGAUUGCCAUAGUAUUCGACUGAUAUUUAGGGGGUUUCGUGUAAACCUUGAUGAGAGGGACUAUAGUUACCUACAACGGAAGUACAUUGGUGGAGCUGAAGUUGUUAAACAGCUGCUUGAGGCAGGCGAGCUGGUGAGGCUGCUCAAGGGGCUACCAAUGCGUCCGCUGAAGCCUUGUGAGGCAUGCGAUGAUGUGAGGUUUUUCCCGUGCACGGGCUGCAAUGGAAGCCGUAAAGUAUUUGACGAGGAUGAGGAGCAGCUGAAGAGGUGCCCAGAGUGCAAUGAGAAUGGGCUGGUGCGCUGUCCUCUAUGCUGCCUAUGA